Messenger RNA from Syzygium oleosum, 1411 nucleotides. RefSeq names its product protein-L-isoaspartate O-methyltransferase 1-like. Gene Ontology annotation, biological process: protein modification process. Gene Ontology annotation, cellular component: cytoplasm. Gene Ontology annotation, molecular function: protein-L-isoaspartate (D-aspartate) O-methyltransferase activity. Lineage: Eukaryota; Viridiplantae; Streptophyta; Magnoliopsida; Myrtales; Myrtaceae. The transcript is spliced from 7 exons. The coding region runs from base 297 to 1163 and encodes 288 amino acids. The record is from RefSeq and is a predicted model, not a curated record.
GAAGAUGAAACAGAAAGUGACGGACCGAAUAAGAAGGAACAUGCCUCCAGCUCCAGCGGUGGCGACGCGGACACUGGCCUACGCUUCUCGCCAUCGCGCGCCUCCUCCUCCUCCGAAGCUCCUCGCCGCCGCCGUAGCCGUCGGAGCUCGUCCUCGUAAGCGUUCGCCGGGUCGCUUCGCCGCCGCUCCCCUCGCGCUCGUCGGCCGGCCUUCCUCCUCCUCCUCUCGUCUCUUCGCCGGGAGCUCUCUCUUGUCGCAGAUGGAGGGAAUGAACUGAAUCGGUGGGAAAGGUCUGUAUGGCGAUGAUGUCUGCAGUAGCGAGUUCAGGUUUUGUGACAUCUUGCCAUCUUGUCUGGGAAUACUGUAGUAUACAAUUUGUACUGAUAGUUAUCACUGCAGCGUGCUGUGCAUCGUUGUUUAAUGAUGACAUCCAUUGUUGUGCGUGCGGUGGGCCUCUGUUAACAGAAAUUCAAAAGCGAUAUUGGACUGGACGGGGCAUCAAUAGUAACAAAGGACUGGUGGAGCAAUUACAAAAUUAUGGAAUUAUGAGGUCCAAGAAAGUAGCCGAAGUGAUGGACAAACUUGACAGGGGCUUGUUUGUCCCAGAGGGUACCCCUGCUUAUGUCGAUAGCCCCAUGCCUAUUGGUUACAAUGCUACUAUUUCUGCCCCUCAUAUGCAUGCGACAUGCCUCGAGUUACUGGAGAAUAACUUGCAACCUGGCAUGCAUGCAUUAGACAUUGGAUCAGGAACAGGAUAUUUAACAGCAUGCUUUGCCAUGAUGGUCGGGCCGCAAGGUUGUGCAGUAGGUGUUGAGCAUAUUCCUGAGUUAGUUGCUGAUUCAGUGAAGAAUGUUCAGAGAAGUGCAGCAGCUCCCUUUCUAAAAGAAGGAGCCCUUUCACUCCAUGUGGGUGAUGGAAGACUAGGAUGGCCUGAGCACGCACCCUACGAUGCUAUCCAUGUCGGGGCAGCUGCCCCAGAGAUACCCAAAGCACUAGUGGACCAGCUGAAGCCGGGAGGGAGGAUGGUGAUUCCAGUUGGGAAUAUAUUUCAGGAUCUGAAAGUGGUGGAUAAGAACUCUGAUGGUUCCAUCAGUGUUCAUGACGAGACUUCUGUGCGAUACGUCCCUCUCACCAGUCGAGAUGCGCAGCUAAAGGGGUUUUAAAGGUUGGAUACUUCCCAGAUAUUUUAAACGAUCGGAAUUUGUAAGCAUGCGUUGUGUCCGGUCCCAUACAGUUGCAAUUUCUCCUUAGCACUUAUAUGUACAGAUGAAGUUAGAGAAGAUGGUAGACGACACCAGGGGUAGAGUAGACGAUAAGUCUUUGUAUAAGCUACCCUUUUGUAAGGUUGUUACGAGCUGUAAGAAUUCACGAAGCAUAUGGUAAUGAUGUCCGGCAUACUUUGUUCCUCCGA